GCUAAUAAGCCGAAGACCUCGCCCAAGUCUUCUCUUCUCCCCUUGCUCAGCUCAGCUCCUUCCUCCUCUACCAAUCGCCAUUAAUAGGGGAAUCCACGAGGUGCGGUGCUUAGCUCUCUGCGACGCUGCCAGCCAAGCAAGAGGAGAGGGAGAGAGAGAGAGGCCAUGGCUUUCUGGGAGGGUUGCUGGGAGAAGCGACGCGACUGCGAGUGCGGCUGGACGACGUGCGCCAUCUGGACGGCGGCCAUCGCCGUCGUGGGCGGCCUCAUCGUGCUCCUCAUCUUCGCCUUCGCGCUCGUCUUCCCGCCCAAGGCCACGGCCGACGACGCCGUGCUGCUGCGCUUCGCGGUGUCGCCCGGCUCGCCGCCGGCCAACUCCACCGCGUCCUACAACGUCACCGCCACUCUGUCGCUGCGCAACCCCAACCUGUACCGGGGCAUCAGCUACGACCCCGUCGCGGCGGCCUUCUCCUUCAACGGCUCCCGCUUCGACGAGUCCGCCACCGUGCCGGCCUUCUACCACAGGCCGAGGAAGACGGCCACGUUCCACCUCACGGUGGGCGGCGCCGGCAGGCCCGUCAAGCUCACCGCCGCCGGCGUGUCGGCGUUCAGGGCGGAGAACGCGACGGGGAAGUUCGACGUGGAGAUGAGGCUGGACACGGCGAUGCAGUACAAGGGGCGGAAGACCAAGUGCCCCCUCGUCGUGAUCUGCCCGCUGCAGCUGCAGCUCGUCGACCCGGAGGUCGCCGCCACCGCGUUCCAGAGGACCAAGUGCACCAUCCUCCGGGCCAAGAAGUCCGGGUGCUAAUUAACCUGCAAAUUUUAUAAUUAACCGGGGUUAAUUAGCUCCCUCUGCUGCAAAACUUCUCAAGCAUUUUCUUUCCUUUUUGAUUAAUUUUUGCUAGAGAUUGCUUUCAUGUACUCGCAUAUUUGGAGGAUUGCUUUUUGGUUUAGAGAUUGUAGAAUGUUCGUUGUGUUUUGUGCACCUGUACUAGUAUUUGUUUGGAGAAUUGGAUUAUCUGCUUUCUGUGAUGAUCCGAUGAUUAUGGAUGCGUUGGCUGUGCCUCUGUCGGAAACGGCAGAGGCAAUGUAUGUGUCAAAAGGGAGAGAUGUUGACUUUUCGUCGAAGGUCCGAUUUACACGAGAGAAAAGGAUUGUAAAUGGGCCAGCUCGACCCAAGCAGUCGAAAGCCCAACUCAGCCCAAGAUAUUUUCUUCG
Molecule: messenger RNA, 1217 nt
Organism: Oryza brachyantha (malo sina)
Lineage: Eukaryota; Viridiplantae; Streptophyta; Magnoliopsida; Poales; Poaceae
Exons: 1
Coding region: 166-807 (213 amino acids)
Cellular component (GO): plasma membrane
Source: RefSeq, a predicted model, not a curated record